Marasmius oreades (fairy-ring Marasmius) is the source of this 1428-nucleotide messenger RNA. RefSeq lists its product as uncharacterized. The transcript is spliced from 4 exons. Bases 449 to 1225 code for a protein of 258 amino acids. NCBI's taxonomy places the organism in Eukaryota, Fungi, Basidiomycota, Agaricomycetes, Agaricales, Marasmiaceae. The record is from RefSeq and is a predicted model, not a curated record.
AUGGGGGGUUGUGGCGAGAACUGGGGACCAUACUUUGAUUGUUACACCCGAUGUUCAGGUCAGGUCACUAAGUUAACAUCAGGAGAAGAGGGCAACGAAGCGCCGUUGGCGCGUGAAAUCGGUCGCUUCGUUAUCCAAAUAUCCGCGAUCGCUAUCACCUUUGCCAUCAUUUUCUUCGUUCGUUGGAAUAACUACGGUUUACAAAGGAAGAGCCGCCCAGACUGUGACAUCCGCCGUGUCAAUAUUGGUUGCUUUUGUCCCAGAAGGAUUGCCUAGUGUUGUCACAUUGCUCCUGAGUAUUGCAGCGAAGAGGAUAUAUAACAAUAAUAUUUAAACGAACCUUCCUCGUCACCUCGGACUCGGCACCGCCAGCGGCCCCCCGCUGGCCCACAUAUUUCAAUGUGAAAUAGGAGGUUUAUUGUCACCCACCUUGCUCGACACUAUCAUCAUGCAUAUCCCAAACAUCAUAUGUUCCGCGAAAUCUGGAGGCGACUGGACGCAGAACGAGCUAGACGCGUUUAACAUUCACGUUGUAGUUGAAGACAUGGCCACCUUUUUCGGGUCUCCCAACUUGCCUGCGCCUACGGUAGAUCCUAUCAUCCUCACAGAUCUCUACACACCUUCUGGACCAUUGACGAAAUCUACCCGACUCUUCUUCCGUUACUUGGGAGAUAUUAUAGGAAGUUUUCCUUACAGCUCUGCUAUCGUUACUUUCACCUCGCAUCUCCUUGGUUUGUUGGGCUAUGACGAACCUGAUCGUGUUCUACAUCACCAGACAGAGAUCCGCUUCAUAAUGUGUGGCGCGCGCGUUGAAGCUAAGCCGGAUAUCUGUCUUCUGGAUAGUGACGACGAGUAUAUCCUUCUUGUUCAGGAGGACAAGCGUCGGAGGAGUACCGAAAAUCCAGAGUCCCAGCUCAUCGCAGGGGCAAUAGCGGCGUUUCAUGAGAACGACAGGCGUCGCAGUCUUCUAGGACUCCCGGCUGCACAGGCCAAAACAUUCGUUGGGAUCACUAUUUUCAGCACUGUUCCGACAUUCUACAAGAUUCCUAUCACGUCUGAUCUCCUCCGAUCUGUUAGGACCGGCCAAUUCCCCCCUCAGCAAACCGUUGUUCACAAGCUAAUCACUCCAUUUCCAUUUCGGAAAACCUACAGGAACGGAAUGCACCCUUUGGAGAAUCGGCGCAUCGUUCUCCAGUGUUUUGAAGCUUUGAAGCGUUUCGUUUAGUACUAGCCCUAGCAUUGCGUUGUGGCGCUUGUCAUGAGAACGCUACUCUCGAGUCACCUCGGUAAUAGCCUAUGGGUCUCUGUUAAACCCCGAGAAUCUUAUAGCCCUCGGCAAUGUUCUUUAAUUAGUAGACAAACCUCUUUAUAAUGUAAAGUAUAAAAGCAGAACGAUCCUGUAAUAACUUUAAACCUCUUGUUUCACCA